Messenger RNA from Pteronotus mesoamericanus, 927 nucleotides. Its product is annotated as olfactory receptor 5K4-like. Gene Ontology annotation, biological process: G protein-coupled receptor signaling pathway. The record is from RefSeq and is a predicted model, not a curated record. The transcript has a single exon. Gene Ontology annotation, molecular function: olfactory receptor activity; odorant binding; G protein-coupled receptor activity. The coding region runs from base 1 to 927 and encodes 308 amino acids. NCBI's taxonomy places the organism in Eukaryota, Metazoa, Chordata, Mammalia, Chiroptera, Mormoopidae. Gene Ontology annotation, cellular component: membrane.
AUGGCUAAGGAAAAUCACUCGUUGACAACUGAGUUUAUCCUCAUAGGAUUUACAGAUUAUCCAGAGCUGAAGAUCCUUCUGUUUCUGGUGUUCUUUGCCAUCUAUCUGAUCACGAUGAUGGGUAAUCUUGGCCUGGUGGCACUGAUAUUUGUGGAACAUCAUCUGCACACACCAAUGUACAUCUUUUUGGGCAACUUGGCUCUGAUGGAUUCCUGUUGUUCUUGUGCCAUUACUCCCAAGAUGUUAGGAAACUUCUUUUCUGAGGACAGAAUAAUUUCCCUCAAUGAAUGUGUGGUACAAAUUUAUUUUCUCUGCCUUGCUGAAACUGCAGACUGCUUUCUCCUGGCAGCAAUGGCUUAUGAUCGCUAUGUGGCCAUAUGUAGCCCACUGCAGUACCACACCAUGAUGUCUAAGAAACUCUGCAUUCAGAUGACUAUAGCGACCUUCAUAGCUAGUAACCUGCAUUCCAUGAUCCAUGCAGGGCUUCUAUUAAAGUUAACUUUCUGUAGAUCUAAUAAAAUUGAUCACUUUUUUUGUGAUAUCCUUCCACUCUAUAGGCUCUCCUGUACUGACCCUUAUAUCAAUGAACUAAUGAUAUACAUUUUUUCAAUGCCAAUUCAAAUCUUCACCAUUGCCACUGUCUUGACUUCUUAUAUUUGCAUCCUUUUUACUGUUUUAAAAAUGAAAUCCAAAGAAGGGAGAGGUAAAGCAUUUUCUACCUGUUCAUCUCACUUUCUGUCUGUCUCAAUAUUUUAUAUUUGUCUUCUCAUGUAUAUUCGACCAUAUGAAGAAGAGGAUAAAGAUAUACCAGUGGCUAUUUUUUAUACAAUAGUAAUUCCUUUAUUAAACCCUUUUAUUUAUAGCCUGAGAAAUAAGGAGGUAAUAAAAGUUCUGAAAAAAAUUACACAGAAUCAUAUUCUUAAAUGA